Molecule: messenger RNA, 1452 nt
Organism: Oncorhynchus tshawytscha (Chinook salmon)
Lineage: Eukaryota; Metazoa; Chordata; Actinopteri; Salmoniformes; Salmonidae
Gene: eva1bb
Product: eva-1 homolog Bb (C. elegans)
Exons: 4
Coding region: 624-1196 (190 amino acids)
Source: RefSeq, a predicted model, not a curated record
GCUUCCUCACUGUGGCAUGGCCUAGAGCUGGAGAUAGCCCACACACACAGAGGCCAAGUUAACAGGACACUGACUACAGCACAAGUAUACCUCAGACUGAGUCCUCUCUUGGCCCAGGUUUGGCCAGUCCUCCCUCUCUCUGAGUAGAGGCAGUGGUGGUGGAGCACAGCUGAUGUUGAGGAGAGAGGCAGUGGUGGUGGAGGACAGCUGAUGUUGAGGAGAGAGGCAGUGGUGGUGGAGCACAGCUGAUGUUGAGGAGAGAGGCAGCAUGUGUGAAGGCUGUUCUCUAACGGACUAUCUUCAGCUUUACGGAGAGGCCAGGUCAAGCACCCCUGAGCCUUGGAUCUUUCCUCAUCUUAACCAGCAGUAUAACAGUCCGAUGGGACUAACUGCUCCUACUCCUCUACGCCUCUGAGAUCCUCUGUGUUCUCCUCCACUUUUUUUCACAGCCUGUGGCAGUAUUUGCUUUCCACAGAGAUGGACAGCUGCUCAGUCUAGACUUAGAAUCAUGGUUGGAUCUGUGGAUUGACUGUGAAGCCACAAAUUCAACUGACUUUAUCAAGAUUAAGGUCCUUGUAUUGGAGACAGGCCCGGAACUGACACCAUAGAGACCUAGAGAUGUGAUGACCAGAGAAGUCGUCAAAACAGAAGAACUCGUAAUAUUGUUGGUGGAUGGUGUCAACCAAACAGAGGUCAAAAUGGAACCAAUUAGAAAAGACAUGGAGCUGCUAAGUAACAGCAUGGCGAGCUAUGCUCACAUCAAAGCCAACCCAGAGAGCUUGGCUUUGUACUUCAUGAUGGGUGUGUGUUUUGGCCUGCUCCUGGCCCUGUGCCUCCUGGUCACUGGCAUCGCCUGUAGCACACGUCGUGGUCGCACCAAGAACAAGAACACUCCCCACUCCCUAGAGAGGAGACAACUGAAGUCUAGUGAAGAAGAUGAGGAACAGGAGAAAGUGGAUGUGGAAGAAGGGGAGGAGGUUGAGAUCCCUAAAUUAACCAAGGUGCCUAUGAGCAACCUCAGCAGCCAAUCAAAUGGUACUUUGAGGAGCGUGAACGUGUUUGUGUCAGCAGAUGCACUGGAGAGGGCGAGGCAACUGGAGGAGAGGGAGCGCAUCAUCAUAGAAAUCUGGAGAAACGGGCAGCCUGAUAUAAUGGCCACUGGGACAGGGACCAUCGGACGGGUACACUACCUCUAAAGGACCUAAAGUGACAAUGACCUACUAACAUUUUAUUAACCCUGAACUUUAUCUACUUCAGACAGAGACUGUAGUGGACUUUACUGGGCAGGCACAGAUUCACCUUCAUCUUCUCAUUCAAUGUGUAUUUUCAACGUUUUUCAUUAAUGUAUGACUAUGGCAAAUGUGUUGCACAAUACAAUGUACGCUUUUAUGUUUAUACUUCAAUGAGUAUCCAUAUACAUUUUUUAUUUUGGUAAUAAAAAGUAGAAUUUCA